CCGGUGACGUAUCCGCCGCUCCGCCGUCCGCUCUGGAGGUUGUCAGCUUCAUCGGCAAAACGGUCGGCGCAGGCGCGGCACUGACAGCUGCUGUCUACUUACUCCGCAAAGUCUGCUUAAUAAUGGCCUGGAAAUCAGGAGGAGCCAGCCACGCAGAGCUCGUCAACAACCUCCGCAAAAAUGGCAUUAUUAAAUCUGACAAGGUCUACGAAGUCAUGCUGGCCACAGACCGAGCACAUUUCUCUAGGUGUAACCCUUACAUGGACUCGCCGCAGUCAAUAGGCUAUCAAGCGACCAUCAGCGCCCCACACAUGCACGCCUAUGCCCUGGAGCUUCUACAUGACCAGUUGUAUGAGGGAGCGAAGGCUCUGGACGUCGGCUCCGGCAGUGGGAUCCUGUCGGUUUGCUUCGCACGAAUGGUGAGCCACACACGUGACGGAUUGACUGCGUUCAACGUUGUGAACGUCGUGAUUGAACUGAGCACGCCCCCCACCCUCUCUUCAUCCCUCUGCGCUUUACAGGUAGGUCCUAAAGGGAAAGUUAUAGGAAUCGAUCACAUCAAAGAGCUGGUAGAUGAUUCUAUAAACAACGUGAAGAAAGAUGACCCCAGUUUGAUAACAUCGGGCCGAGUCAAGCUAAUAGUGGGAGACGGGCGAUUGGGCUACACUGAGGAGGCGCCGUAUGAUGCCAUCCACGUUGGCGCAGCUGCACCCACCGUUCCCCAAGCUCUUCUGGACCAGUUGAAGCCCGGCGGGCGGCUGAUCCUGCCCGUAGGUCCGGCGGGGGGAAAUCAGAUGCUGGAGCAAUAUGACAAGAUGGAAGAUGGCAGCACCAAAAUGAAACCCUUGAUGGGGGUGAUUUAUGUGCCUUUAACAGACAAAGACAAGCAGUGGUCCAGGGAUGAACUUUGAAGAGGAACGCAGUCCAUAAUCCACCUUUUAAGUUUGAACCUGGAGAAAACUUGGAAUGGGUCGGACAGCCCUUGACAUUUUGUUCAAAGCAUAACAAACGUGCUCUCUUUUUUUUUGUUUGUUUGUUUAAUUCUAACAAUGGACUAGAGUUUCAUAUUUGAUGACGGCCCCGAGGGGCUGCGAGGAAAGACUGCUUGACGCUCUGCACAGAAAUAUCGGAGAGAGAUUUAUUAUUUUUGUUUUUGUUUUCCAGGCCUGCAUCCUUUUUGGUUUGUGUUCGUUUAAACCGCUGGAAUUUUAGGGUUUUUUUUCUUUUUUUUCUUUUUGUGGUUUCACCAUUUGAUUUGCAGUCAAACAUUUUUCACAGCAUUACAUUUCAGCAGCAUCAAAGCUGAAUGCAGGAGGAACCCCGGACAACCAAGACGAAGAACGCCUGAGCUUUUUAGAUAAAUCACCUAGCUACAGUCUGUGUGUGUGUGGAUCAUAAAAACUGUAGACUUCUCUGCUAAAGUAUGAGCUUUCUUCCCAUGGCAUCAGUGUUAAGAACACAAACACACACAUAAAUUAACACUCAAAGGCUGAUGUAAACCCCCACCACACACACACACACACACACACACACACACACACAUCCUGUUUGAUGUGCAGCACUCUUAGAUCAUUCUACACGUAAAAUAAGUAUCGGAUCGUACCGAACAUACUCCGAAGGGAGCAGAGCACUAAUGACACCGACACAUGCGCACGCACAUACAGGGCUGUGCUUUCCACUUGAUGUGUUGCUUUCUGCCGCUGGUUUCCAUUAACAAUUUGUGCAGGCUCCUCUGGUGACUGACACUAAAUGGGGAAAGUCACUGCUUUGCCAAAAUAAACUCCAACAAUAUAAAGCAAAUGAAUGUCUGUUUUCUUGAUGAAAAAAAAAAAUCAUUAAAUCAAAAAAAAAAAAAAGCACAUUUUAUUUUGGGUGAUCUGAGUGAUGGAUUAUAUUUGGCUUUCACAGUUGCUGGAAUGGCAUAAAAAUAAAGAGAUGCUUAUGUUUUUGUC
Molecule: messenger RNA, 1952 nt
Organism: Oreochromis niloticus (Nile tilapia)
Lineage: Eukaryota; Metazoa; Chordata; Actinopteri; Cichliformes; Cichlidae
Gene: pcmt1
Product: protein-L-isoaspartate (D-aspartate) O-methyltransferase
Exons: 8
Coding region: 123-911 (262 amino acids)
Biological process (GO): protein modification process
Cellular component (GO): cytoplasm
Molecular function (GO): protein-L-isoaspartate (D-aspartate) O-methyltransferase activity
Source: RefSeq, a predicted model, not a curated record